Molecule: messenger RNA, 1302 nt
Organism: Myripristis murdjan (pinecone soldierfish)
Lineage: Eukaryota; Metazoa; Chordata; Actinopteri; Holocentriformes; Holocentridae
Product: transmembrane protein 82-like
Exons: 6
Coding region: 1-1044 (347 amino acids)
Source: RefSeq, a predicted model, not a curated record
AUGUUUCUUCCCCUCUCUUGGAUUCUGGGAACUUCUGAAUUGGAGCCUUUUGAGUCAAGUUUAAUUGAUCGCUUUUUUCAAGGUCUGGUGGGUGCAUGUGGAAUCUCAGUGCUGUGGAAUCUGAUGCGAAUUCAUCUAUUCAUUCAAACAUGCAGUGAUUCUGAAGCUGAAAAUGAAAGGAGUAAGAGGUCAUCUUCAGCAAGCAGACUACUCAUAGGGAAUUGGAAAACAGUGUUGCACUUCUGGUGGCUGACUGUUCUGCUGUCUCUGGUGGGGUCGCGGGUUUCCUCACUGAUAGUGCUGGAGUUUUCCCUCAGGGUUGUGUCUGCCUGGCUCACUGCAGGACUGGACUCCCCCGGAAGAGGCCCCCAGCUGCUCUUGAUCCAGUGCCAGUUUUCCCUUGGUUGUGCUCUCUCCUGCAGUGUUGCCUUCCUCCAGCAGGGUGCUCCACACAGUUCCCUUAACUUGUUUCUUGCAGCAGGGCUCGCCUGGGUGCUGGCAAGCGUCUGCCAUCAGCUCUGGUGCCAUGUGGCCAGGCUCUACCCGCUGCAUAGCACAGAGCGCUACUGUGGGAAGUGUAUUACCCUGCUGACCUCGGGACACAACAUACUGGUUACACUGCAAAGGCUGGUUGUUUUGGCCUUUGCACUAGCAGCUGCGGCUUCCACCGCUACUGUGUAUGACCACUUCCUGUCCCAAAAGGAUGCUCUCAAAUUUUGGACUCCUCUGACUCUCUGCUACACUAUGCUGGUGGUCUAUAUUCAAGAGGAGCAACUUCGCCAGACUGGUGCAGAGGCCCUGUUGCAUUCUGUGGUCCUGCGUCUCGGGGCCUUGCUGGUGCUCAUGCUGACGGUGGGUCACUGGUCUGAUGUCCUCCAAGUCCUCGUCACUUUCCAGGGAGAAGUAGCCUGCCUGCUGCAAUCCAAGGACAUUCUGCAGGCCAUAUCAAAGGAAGAAGAAGACAGUAGCCUGACAGAGUAUGACUCAAGUUCCAGUCCCACAACAAGGGGGAGCACAUCCACAUCAUCAUCAGGUGGUAGCUGAUGGUGUGCCAGUGGUCUACCUCAAAUAUUAAUAACCAUGUCUAAUGCCAAAGAAGCUCUGAUAUGCAGUGUUACCACUAACAAAACAAAUAUUGUUACUAUUCAUGGCAUGGCCAUUCAUACCAUAUACUGUUAUUUAUUCAUUACUGUUGGCUUGAACAGAAAGAAAGAAUGAAGUCUAUAUCAAUUUACACAAGAAAGCAGCUGCUCAUUCCUUAAUUUUCCUCCAAUUAUUAAUGGUAUCAGCAAGCAUGAUUUA